AAAAAUCUGAUUAUUAAUAAAUUAUGUAAUGAAUUUGGUUAUAAUAUCAGCAUAAGCAACAUAAGUUCUACUCUCUUGGAUCAUUUAAUUGUUGAUGAUGAACACAAACUCAUAUAUUGCUAUGUACCAAAGGUUGCCUGUACAAACUGGAAGAGAAUUCUUUUAGCUUUACAAAAUGGUAAUAAGAAAAAUCUCCUAACCAUAAGUGGAAAUGAAACACAUUCUUAUGAAUUUCUUACUCUACAAAUGUUUUCCAAAGAAGAAAUCUUAAAAAGACUAAAUGAAUACUUAAAAUUUGUUUUUGUAAGGCAUCCUUAUGAACGCCUACUGUCAGCCUACAGAAAUAAAUUUGAAAAAAUUUACAGCACUUAUUUUUGGAACAGAUUUGGCCGAAAAAUUAUUAAACGAUACCGACAGAAUCCAGAGAAAACAUCCUUAGAUAAAGGACAUGAUGUAACUUUCCAAGAGUUUCUAAAUUAUGUGGGCGAUUUAGAUCAGACAAACAACAGAAUAGCUUUUAAUGAACAUUGGAGACCAAUGUUUGAUCUAUGCUUCCCUUGCAGCAUCAAGUAUGAUAUAAUAGGUAAAUAUCGGACUUUGGAAGAUGAUGCAGAUUACACCCUGUGGCAAGCAGGACUGACGGAAAUGGUUUUUCCCCAGAGGGAUGCCAGCUAUCGUUUCCAGCGAUCUUCUGAUCUGAUGUCCACAUAUUACCGCAACAUAUCUCAAGAAACAAUAGGAAAAUUAAAACAGAUAUACAAGAAUGACUUUGUACUAUUUGAAUACAAUGAUUUUAUAUGAUUAUUUUAUAUGUAUAAAGUAAAUUAAGAUACUGUAUUAUUGUUAAUUAUUCAAUACUUUUUAAAACCAAUUUAUAGGUGUUUACUGUGAUAAUUAUCACAAGUAUUGAAGUAAAUGAAUGGUAAUUGUUUAACUACUGCUAAAAGAUACCUCCUUUUCAAGAAUAUCUUAUAUAUACUAUAAAUGAAGAAUUUCUCUCAGUAAAGAUAUGUAUUGUGGGAGCCAUUUAAUAUAAAUUAAUAGGAUGUCUCAACAGGUUUUUUAAUAUUUAUUUUGCAUUGACUUCCAAAGUAUCAUAUUUGCUAGUAAAAAAUUGCAUUUUUAACAAUACUCAUUUUAUUAUUUGUUAAAAAAAAUUGGAAAUAUUACCAAAGAAUUUUUAUAUCUAUUCUAUAAUGUUGUUACUGUUAAUGUGUAAUAGUGUAUUUAUAAUAAUGUAGUUUACAAAUAAUUUAAGAGAAGACUAAAACUUGGCAUAUAUUAAAAUGUCAGAGAUCUUUGAAUCUCCAAAAAUUUAUUAACAUAUUUACGUUAAAAUUUUGUUACCACUGGUAUCUACAAUUUUUAAUAUGAAGUCAGUUGAAAUUUCAAUGAUUUUUUUCUAUUUUGAAUGAAAGUUAAUUAAUCAGAUGAUGAUGAUGAUUUGUGAAUUUUUUUAAAUAAGUGUUGAAUACUAACAGCACUGAAAUGUUUAAUGUUUCGGUAAAAUUUCAGUAACUUAUGUCAAUCUUUCUAAGAAUAUUUUUCAGUUUUGCCAGUUUGUUUUUGGAUAUUACUUAAAUUUAAUAUAUUUAUGAAUCUCGGUUGUUAUAUUUUAUAACUCUAUUCUUAAUUAAUGUCAUACUAUAAAUUUUUAUGGUAACUUAAUGAAUUUCAGUUUAUCUUUGAUUGAUUGUUAACUUGAUAACAAUUUCCUGUUUCUUGAUAAGUAUUAAUUGUUAAAAAAUUUACAAUAAGAUUAAUUUAUAUAAAUAUAAAAAUUCUGGGAGAUGCACUAGAGAAUAGAAAGAAUAACUUUUUCAAAAUUUAAAUUUGCUUAGAAAGUUUUCUUCAGUUUAUAUUUAGCUUAUAUUGAUACUGAUUUUUAAUUUAAUUUUUUCUUACCUUUUCUUAGACUAAUUCUCCAAAAAUAAUCAUGUCCAAAUUUUGAAAUAAUGAAAAAUGUUCUAUAUUAAUAUUUCAAUUAUUUAUUAAACACCAAAAAUCCUGAUUCUACUUCAUUAAUUCUUCAUAAAGAGAAUAUUAUUUAAUUUGAGACUAUAAAAUUUUGCUUAUAAGUUUGAAUUUGCAUUUGUUAUAUCAUAUAGAAAACUUAAUUUUGUGUUACAUAAAUGUGUUUAUUAAAAACAUUAAAAUUGAUUAUAUCACAUAAC
Molecule: messenger RNA, 2174 nt
Organism: Centruroides sculpturatus (bark scorpion)
Lineage: Eukaryota; Metazoa; Arthropoda; Arachnida; Scorpiones; Buthidae
Product: carbohydrate sulfotransferase 11-like
Exons: 2
Biological process (GO): carbohydrate biosynthetic process
Cellular component (GO): membrane
Molecular function (GO): sulfotransferase activity
Source: RefSeq, a predicted model, not a curated record